CAUCACUCUUAGGCCAGUUUUCACAAAACAUUUUGAUCUUUUUGUGUAUUCUCAGGUAAGAUACUAUACUGCAGCUGAAUGAAGUUUUGAUAAAAUACAUAAAAACGCAAACGUGUUCCUAAAUAUUCAGAAAAUUAAUCUGUAAUCACAGGCGACGACUAGCAGACGUAACUGCUCUACUAUUGGCAAACCUGUUUUAAUGUUGAUACUGUGGCAGAUGGAAGUAACGGGGGCACUUGCUGAUAGUCCUCUCUUCAUCAUUUGAACGCGGUAGAGAUAAGAUUGAAAUAAGAAAUGGCUCUUCGAAUUUUCAGCAAACGAAUUGUGAAUGCUUGCACACUUCAGGUUCCACAAUCAAAGAAAAGUUUUUUGCUAUAUGAUGGAAAAAAUGUUAGCAGUAGCUGCUUCUUCAGUGAGUGGAAAGGUACCGAACCCCUUUCAGAAGAUGAUCCUGAGAUGUGGAAACUCAUUCAAGAAGAAAAACAUCGUCAAACUAAUGGCCUUGAAUUGAUUGCUUCAGAAAAUUUUGCUAGUCGAUCUUGUCUUGAAGCAUUAGGAUCUUGUCUUAAUAACAAAUAUUCAGAAGGAUAUCCAGGUUUGAGAUAUUAUGGAGGGACUGAAGUAAUUGAUAAAAUUGAGUUACUCUGUCAGGAAAGAGCCCUUAAAGCCUUUAGACUUGAUCCAGAAAACUGGGGUGUUAAUGUGCAACCUUAUUCUGGAUCUCCAGCAAAUUUUGCUGCAUAUACUGCACUUUUGAAGCCUCAUGACAGGUUAAUGGGACUAGAUUUGCCAGAUGGUGGUCAUCUCACGCAUGGAUUUAUGAAUGAUCAGAAAAGAAUAUCUGCCACUUCGAUUUAUUUUGAGUCAAUGGGUUAUAAACUAAACCCUGAAUCCGGAUUGAUUGAUUAUGACAAGUUAGAAGACAUGGCCAAACUUUAUCGUCCAAAAUUGAUUAUAGCUGGAACUAGUGCUUAUUCUCGAUUACUUGACUAUAAGCGAUUCAGACAGAUUUGUGAUGAGGUUAAAGCAGUUUUACUUGCUGAUAUUGCUCAUAUCAGUGGACUUAUAGCAGCAGAUGUAAUUCCAACACCUUUUGAUUAUGCUGAUGUUGUUACUACCACUACUCAUAAAACAUUGAGAGGAGGAAGGGCUGGAAUGAUUUUCUUUCGGAAAGGAAAAAAAUCUACUGAUAAAAAUGGUAAAGAGAUAAAAUAUGAUUUUCAGCAAAAAAUUGACUUUGCUGUGUUUCCCAAUUUGCAAGGUGGUCCACAUAACCAUGGAAUUGCAUCUGUAGCUGUCGCUUUGAAGCAGGCAAUGUCACCAGAAUUUCGUCAGUAUCAAGAACAAGUUUUAAAAAAUGCUAAGGCAAUGGCAAAUGCACUUAUUAAUAGAGGCUAUACCCUAGUUUCUGGUGGCACAGACAAUCACUUACUGUUAUUGGAUUUGAGACCUAAAGGUCUUGAUGGAGCAAGGUUAGAGUGCGUAAUGAAUAAUACUAAUAUCACUGCAAACAAAAAUACUUGUCCUGGUGAUAAGUCAGCUUUAGUUCCUGGUGGAGUUAGACUUGGUGCACCAGCUCUAACGUCACGCAAUUUUAAGGAAAAAGAUUUUGAACAAGUUGUUGAAUUUAUUCAUAGGGCAGUUCAAAUUGCCCUCGAAGUAAAAGGAAAAUCUGGUCAAACAGUAAAGGAGUUUAAAGCUUUCUUAGAGACUGAUGAAGACAUGAAAAACAAAGUUAAUCUCCUACGGAAAGAUGUAGAAUUAUUUGCAUCUCAAUUUCCUAUGCCUGGGUUUCAUGAUCAUUAAAUGUUUCCACAAGUUCCUAAUAUUUAUGAUAUAGUAAUAUUUUACUGUUAUUAUUGUGUUUUAAUUUAUUUUACAGCAUUUAUAAACAGUAACAAGCUUUUCAAUUUAAAAACAUGAGACAUACAUUGAUACAUUGCCUAAAAAUACUAUACUUGAAGCAGAUAAAAUUGCUGAUAACGGAUUCUGAAACAAAAUAUAAUGUAGAAUAUCAAAAUUUACUGAACAAACAGAUUUUUUUAAAAAAUCUUUGAGGAAAAUCAAAUGUUUCCAAAUGUAUUGUUCUCUAAUGUUGCCAGUGUCAUAAAUAAAAUACUUUUCAUUUUUGUA
Uloborus diversus is the source of this 2133-nucleotide messenger RNA. RefSeq names its product serine hydroxymethyltransferase, mitochondrial-like. Lineage: Eukaryota; Metazoa; Arthropoda; Arachnida; Araneae; Uloboridae. Gene Ontology annotation, biological process: protein homotetramerization; tetrahydrofolate interconversion; purine nucleobase biosynthetic process. The transcript has 12 exons. Gene Ontology annotation, molecular function: zinc ion binding; pyridoxal phosphate binding; cobalt ion binding. The record is from RefSeq and is a predicted model, not a curated record. The coding region runs from base 295 to 1806 and encodes 503 amino acids. Gene Ontology annotation, cellular component: mitochondrial matrix; nucleus; cytoplasm.